Molecule: messenger RNA, 6238 nt
Organism: Colias croceus (clouded yellow)
Lineage: Eukaryota; Metazoa; Arthropoda; Insecta; Lepidoptera; Pieridae
Gene: ana1
Exons: 11
Coding region: 129-6083 (1984 amino acids)
Source: RefSeq, a predicted model, not a curated record
UUUAUUUAUGUUAUGUUAUUUAUUAAUUUUAAAUUAAUUUUACUUCUAUUAAUUUACUAUAAAAUAGUUUGCCAAGAAAUGUCCAUAUGUAUUUCUUGUUUGAAAUCUAAAAACACGAUAACGUCAAGAUGACUUCUGAAAUUGAUGUUUCAAGAACAAAUGAAUUUCAACGACGUCGAAAGCUACGACUUCAACAGGUCAGGGAACAGUCAAAAGAUAUUGCUAAGAAAAUACGACAACGCGCUAAAGUUGAAAAGUUACGGCAUGUUAUAAACGUUGACGCAAAAAAGGAAAAGGACUAUUUUGAUUUACAAGAAAAAUUGGUUGGUCGAUUGGAGCAAUUGUAUUCUCAAAGCUUGGAAAAUGUCGGGGCUGGACAUAAAGACGCGUCUAAUGUAAAAGAAACAGAUACAGAACAAAAAAAGGAUCUAUCGAAAUUGAGGGGAAGAGAAGCUGUUGCAGAGCUUCGAAAAAGAAAGCAAGAAAAAUUGGAUGAACAGAAGAAAAUCUUGGACAGGAAAUUACAAGCUAGGGAGGUUGCAAAUGAGAUUAGUAGGGAAAAGGGUGUGCUACUAUCAAAGACUUUAGGGUCCAAGUCUGCUGACAAUCUACAAUCAAAUAAUAUAGAUGUUUGUAGUGAUAAUAAAGAAAAGGACAAGAGUUCAGACAAACUCAAAGACACUGAUGAUACUAACAUAGCUAAAAAUGAUAUGGGUACCCAAUGGGAAGGCGAUGAGCUUGUUAAUGAAUGGGCACCCUGCGUUCCUGCUUUAUCACUACCAAAGGACAAAGAUAGUUCAAAAGAUUCAGGACAAGACAGAGAAAAAUCUGACCAUAACAAAAGGAUAAAUUUAUUUGCCCUUAGUGAUGAAAUGCCCUCCAGCCUGAGGGGUGGCCCAUCAUCUUCAGCCAUGAAUAUACCUCCGCAGAAACCGUCAAUGACUCUUAUCUCUGAAUAUUUGCAAAGCAGAAGUUUACGUUUGCGAGAGAAUGAACCCGUCUCAAGCUCAAAGAAGACAGAUGACUUGCAGAGCAUUAAGCAAACUAUUCUUAAGAGUCGGUCAUCAAGACCUGAUGUUUCAGGUAAAUCAGACAAAUCUAAAAGUGAAAGAGAUAAUGUUCUUAAUAGAAAAGCUUCUGUCACCAUGUACAAUCACAGCACAAGAGACACCCGCGAAGUAUUAUACAACAAAGAUAAACUUGUUAUUCGCGAACAAAAUGCAGCUGAUGAUGAUGCUUACACCAAAGCUUUGAAAGAGUCCUCCAUAAUUGAAGAUGUGGAAAGCAAGGAACUUGACAAAAAGAAACAAGAAAUGAGGAAUAAAGUAGCAAUGACAAAAGAAAAGGUUGACAAAGAAUACAAGGAUACUUUGGCAUUUUUGAACACUCUCUCUAAAGACACAACUAGUAGGACACAGAAAAUAGCAUAUAUGGAUAGUGAGAGGCAGCAAAUGCAAAAAGAAAAACAUCAGAAGAAGAUGCAAGAAGAAUUUAGAAGGAUAGAAAGAGAGUGCAAGCGGAGCUGUAAGCAUACAAAAAAUCAAAGUAGGUGUAAAUCUAGAUCACCUGAUAAAUUUGACAAUAAUAAUGACGUCUUGCCAAGAAACUUCCAGUAUGAUUGGAUGCCAGUUCCAGAAAGUGACGGGAAGUACGCUGUACACACAAUACCAAGUACGACAAAUGCAAAAUCAAAUAACACAGUUAAAUUUAACGAUGUCGACACUUACCAUGAAUACAGGUCCCGUCACAAACAUACACCUCCAACAAAAGAAGGAAGUAAAGACAAGGAAAGAAAAAGAGUUGUUGAAACAGUUGUAAUAGAACAAAAUAGUAAUGAAUCAACGGACGCAUCUUCUGUUAUUUCUGACGCAAGUUCCAUGGAACAAGUUGACAAAAUAAGGACAGACAACGAUCAUUCAGAUGAUCCUAGACUCUCAGAUGGCGAUAGAAUAGUGAUUUACAAGAUUUUAGAUUCAAAAAGAGACAAAAAAAGUAAAAAUGACAAGAAAUCGAAAGCCAUUAAUAAAAUUUUCAGAUCUCUAAGUAUAUCAGAGAAGGCUAAAAAAGAUGAAGUUAGAGAAAGAUCUCAAGAUCUAAAGGAAAAGAAUGUCACAGAUAAAGAUGAACAAUCAGCUCUCGAUAACUUGAAAGAAGGUAUCUACAAAGUUAGCGACAAUGGGGAUAACAUUGCUUCUAUGUAUUUCACGGAAAGUAAUCGGGACACAAGCAAAUCUAAAGUUCCAGAUACAACACAGAGAAUACAAGAUAGUAAUAGCUCCAAGCACGAUAAAACUCUAAAUGGUUUCGAGCCGAUGAAAGACAAUGAUACUGCGCAAUCUAGGAAUCAACACUCUUGUUCGGGAUGUAAAUGUGCAUGUUCAAAUGCGAAUCAGCCGCAAUCCUCAGCUGCUACAUCCACUUCUUCAUUCCAAACUGCUACAAAUGAUAAAGCUCCAAGGGGACUAACCGAUGACGGCUUUUUAAAAAUUAUUAACGAUGGGCAACAUGAUGCCGGUAAAUUUUACAUAGGUGCUUCAGGUUUUCUCAAAGACGAUAACUACGAAGUUGUAAUACAGCUUAAAAAGAAAGAAACGGAAAAACUUGGAGGCAAAAGCCAAGAAGUAAAUGUGAACGUCGUAGAUGAUGCAGCACCACCACCACCAUCUAAUAUCAUAUCAAAAGUCGAUACUGAAGUACAAUCGUCUUUUUGUGACAAUUUAAAAGAAAGUGCGGCACAAACUUCUAUCAAUAAAGAAUUAACAACCGGAGAUAAAAUAUUAUCUCAAUCAAAAUCAGAGCCUGUUCUAGUUACACGAGUGGCUUCUUCGGAGCAAUUGAAAUCGCGUGAAAAAACCCUAGAUGGUGACAAAGAAAAUAAUAAUAAAUCUGAAACAGCAGUCGACAAAAGUAUUCAUACAUCGUUUCACGAUUCAUUUGCGAUUCCUGAGCAUGUAACUAAAGUGGAUCCCGUAUCAAGACCAGCGACUUCUACAUAUACACAAACUUCAUUUAGUUCGCCAAAUUCACGACCCGUAUUCAUGCACAUGACUUCAUCUACUUCAACAGCAUAUAUGAGUCCACCGGAGCUCAUUAUACCGCGUUUUUUGAAACAUCAUUCUCCUUCAAAUACUGCUGAUUUUCUGAUUAGUGAUAAUUACAAUAAAUUGAAUGAACAAGGAUGUAAAAAACAAAAUAAACAUUGUAAAUCGAAACAUUCAAGAAGCAUUUCUACAGAGAACGUUCGUAAAUGUCAGUCAAAACAUAUUUGUAGCACCACCGAUACACCACCAAAUACGGCUCAUAGCUGUGAUUAUAACAGAUCAUGGUCGGAAAAUGUUGAAUCUGAAAAAUAUACACAUGUAACACACAGUAAAAAAUGCAGAAAAUCCCAUAAAUAUAAAAAUAACGUCACCUUACAUAAAAGUUCAUCCAAAUUUGUAUGUGAUAGUAACUCAAAUGCUCUACUAUCUAACAAAAACAUCCAAAAAUUAUCCAAUACUCACCAAUUUAGUUCUACUAAAGGUGGAUUUAACCCUGUUGUUCAGCAGUAUGUGAACAAAUUAUUAACACUAAAUAAAGAAUCACUUAAAGCCAUCCAAGUCGUCAAUCAGGACUGUAGCACAGUGGACACACCUGGAAGUUCAAUUAUUUACAAUCCUUCUAAUACCGCUGGAAAGGGCUUGCCUAUACAAAAUCAAAUAUCUCUAGAACAAAUUAAAAUGAUGCUCGAGCAGCAAAUUAUUCGAGAGCAAGAAAAGAGGCAACAGAAAUAUUUUGAAAUGCCACCCAAAUAUAUGUUUAGAUUACCUCGUAAAAAACCGGUGCACAAAGUUAAAUCUUUCAAUAUUUCAAAGCGUAUUUUGAGAAAUAAAAAUGUUCAAGAGGUAAGCACGGUACGUCACAAAAAAUAUAAUAAAGCUGAGUCAUCUUCUUCUUUGACAAAAGUAUCUUCUUCAAAACAGUUACAUUUAGAUAAGAAUGAGUCUGAUGUUUUAGUGACAAAACCUAAAAAUCGAAGUAGUUCGCCGACUCCUAGAAAGACUAAAAAUUAUGAUUCUAGUAGUAUUAAUAAUGCUAGUAAACCACGAAAAAAAGAAACUUUUUUUCAACAUGCUUCAAAUUACUCUUCUGAUGGAACUCAUUGUAGUAAAGAGGAUUAUAAACUUCAUCUAGAUAGAUGCACAAUAACGCCUAUGACCUCUGAUUCAGAACGGAGACAAAGAAAAGUUAAGAACACUUCUCAAAAUCUUCCAACUGAUAUUUCUACUCAAACAAGUGGAAUCGAUAGUGAAAUUAAUUUUAUGAAACUAGCCGAAAACAAGCUUCAGAAUAUGGAAAAAAUUGCUGAUUUGACUGAUAAGUGUACCAAGCGUUUAUCGAAUUUAGCUAAAGUUCUAGAAGAAGUAAGGCGCAAUAAAUCUUUAGUAUAUAGCCAUUUGUCAAAUUCCGAUACUACAUCCGACUCUGAACCCAAGAAUAUAAAAAUAAAAGAAAAUGUGCCGGAAUUAUUACCAAAAGACAUUAUACAUGUUCCAAAGGUACCUUUGAAUUUCCAUGAAAAAGAAAAGAUCGAUGGAGAUAACUAUGUACCUUUACUUGGAGAUAUCCCUAAGCCUCUUACACCCUCAACACUAUCAUUAUCAACCAUAAGUGAAAAAUCAAAUCUACCAACAAACAGCACAGACCAGACUAAGGUGAAAGCAAGACCACCUCCUGCUUUAACGCGCGUUAAUUUAAAAAAUGUACAAGAUUUUUAUGCUAUUCCACAUGAAUUGUCUACUGUCCUUGAAGUUGAUUCACCAAUGAGUUUAAAACAGAAAAAUCAAUCAUCACGUCGUGAAAUAAGCCAAGAAAUACCAUGUAAAAGUAAUGAAGAUGAUAAUGACAAACAAUUAAACAAAAUAAAUGAAACUAAAACAACAAAUGAUACUGGUGUGGAUUUAGUAGAUAGUAAAGGAGACUCUUCUAAACGCCACUCCUCAGAUUCGACUGACAAUGCUAAAAUUCAAAUGAUGGAUAUGAAAUUAUUUAAUGAUAUCAUGCUCAAGCCAUUUUUGAGUUUACAAGACUACGCGAAGCAAUGUGAUGUUCGUAUCGACGAAGGGUCAAAUAUAGAAGAAGUUUUUAAAGAAGACCACAUACAAGAAGAAUUAAGUUCUUUACAUUCUGAUAGUAGUCUACCUGAUGUUAUCUCUGAGUUACUCAAAAGAAAAAUUAUUACCGAGCCAUUUAAGUUUGAUACGGCAUCACAUGUCAAUAGCACAAGCAUGUCAUCUGAAUCCUCUUUAUCCCUUUUAGCCCUAUCUAAAAUCCGCAAGGAAAGAAAGAAAAUUAGUAAGUUAGCUAUGAACAAAGAAAAUAUGGCGGAGACAUCAGAAACUUUAAGCAUUUCUUCAAACCCUGAUUUAGAAAAUGCUUUUCAGAAACUAGGCAUGGGUUGGGCUUCUUCUACAUUAAAAAAGACUAAAGAGCGAUUGGCUUUAUCUUCUUCCUCGAACACUUCUAGCUCCAGUUUAAGUCACUUAAAAUUUAAAAGCUUCAACAAGGAAAUACCAACUAUAACAACUGAAUCUACAAUUUCAGAACAUAAUGAUUCAAAUAAAAAAAUCCGCCAACCGAGAGGUGUGAUUGAUAAUUCGAAAAAUGCAGAGCAACAAACAUCCUUGGUAAAUUCCAUGACUGUGAAGGAGUUUUUGACAAACGAACUAGCCAAGAAAAUCACAUUUACCAACAGGUCUAAUAAAGGAGGCGAUGACGAAUUUGUGUCUCUGUAUGAAACGAAAAUGCCAGAGGAGAUAAAAAAUACAACGGAAAUAUGUGAGGAUGAAAAAUCGUUGGCAAGCCAGAGCAAUAACAGAGCAAGGACAUCAACUCCUGUCCAGAUUUAUAAAGCAAACACAUACCAAUCGUCCUCUAGCACAAAUACAUCCAAUGGAUUGUUUAGUAAUGCAGAUGAACUCUCUUCAGUGAAAGUUACUUCAACCUCCAUACGAAAUCAUUCCACUUCUGACAAGGAAGAUCUGACCAUUCCAAAUUACAGCCUUAAGAGAAAGGGCUUAUCUGAUUGUAGUAAAAGUGAAUAAUCAGUAAUGAAAUUUAAAUUAUUUGUUACAUUUUUUCUGUGAUUAUUUAAAUGAUUUUUUUUAUAUGUAGACAUUUUGUUGAUGACCUGUUUAGAUUUUUAUGUAUAUAAAAUAACGAAUUUAUAGUGGAAUAAAAUACAUGUCUAAAAAAUAAA